AUGCACUCAAAUGUCUCGUCCGACGUCGUUGCCGCCGACGAGAACACAACUUCUGUUGUUUUCAUUGAUAAUAGUGGCCUCAUUUUUUCGGCAACACAACGGCAUUCAAAUACAAUACUCAUAAUUUCUUAUUCUUGGCCAGCAUUACUACUUUCAUUUUUUUCUAUUAUUGGUGUUAUUGGCAAUUUACUUGUUUGUCUAGCAAUAGCAACUGAACGACGUUUACAAAGUCGUACAAAUUGGUUUCUUUUCUCGUUAGCACUUGCUGACAUGCUCGUUUCGGGUCUUGUCAUUCCAUUAGCUGUUGUUAAAGAAUUUACAGGUUUUUGGAUAUUAGGUCCAGCUUUAUGCGAUUUAUGGAUAUUUUUGGAUGUUUGUUCAUGUACAUCCUCAAUUAUGCAUAUUGUUGUUAUUUCAAUUGAUCGUUAUUUAGCAAUAAAUGAUCCAUUAAAUACUCGUACACGACAACAAAAAUGUAAAAUUCUUCUAUUAAUUAUAAUUGUUUGGUUAAUUGCAAUUUUAUUAUCAUCACCAAUGAUUGUACUUGGUGCAAUUAAUCCUUAUAAUAUUUUUAUUAAUGGACAAUGUUUAAUAAAUAAUCAAUUUUUUGUUAUAUACGGUAGUGUUGUUUCAUUUGUUAUACCAUUAAUUAUAGUUAUUAUUAUGUAUACAUUAACUGUACGUCGUUUAAAAAAACAAAUAAGACAGUGUCAAACACAACUUGCUCAUGAACAAUUAGCUCGUGCUGCUAGUUUAGUUGCUAAACCAUUUUUAAGACGACAUAUACCAACACGAGAAACUACAAGUACAAAUCCUAAUGUAACUAAUACUUCACAAUGGACACCAAUGUCAACUAGAGCAUUAAAACGUACACGUUUACGGCAAAUUCAAACAAGUUUAGAAUAUAGUGAAGAAAGUGCAGAUAAUAUAAGUUUACAACAACAACAACAACAACAAAAACAACAUCAACAACAACAACAACAACAAGAACAAUCCGAUCAAGAAUCUCAAAUAGAAGAAAAACCAAUUGUAUCACAAGAUCUUAUAUUACAAGUAUCAACAAAAACUUCACCACAUAUUGAAUAUGCUUGUCCAAAAAAUCCAUUUUGUCAAUUAAAAUGUACUUGUAAUUAUCAACAACAAGAACAAAAACAAGAACAACAACAACAACAACAUCAAUUAGAAACUGUUUUUGAACCUGAAUCACAUAUAAAUCGUUUAAAAUAUUUGAAUUGUUGUACAACAACUAGUUCUUCUCCAACUUUACGUCGACAUUAUUCUCCAAAAUCUUAUCCAAUAUCAUUACCAAUGUCAACAUCAUCAAAUCAAUCUUUAACAUCUUCAAAUCGUUCAAAAUCUCGUCCAAAUACAAGAAGAACUUGGCAUCGUUUAACAAUAACAUCAAAUAUUGGUAUAUCACGUACAAAAUCUUCAGCUGUACGUAAUGAACAAAAAGCUGUUAAAGUACUUGGUGUUGUUUUUGUUAUAUUUGUCAUAGCAUGGUUUCCAUUUUGUAUAAUGAAUUUAUUACAAGGAGUUUGUCAACGAUGUUCAAUUAAUCCAAAUAUAUUAAGUGGUUUUGUUUGGCUUGGUUAUGUAUCAUCAACAAUAAAUCCACUUGUUUAUACAAUAUUUAAUCGUAAUUUUCGUUUAAAAUUUAUUGCUUUACUUAAAUGUCAUUGUUUAUAUUCAACAUCUCGACAUAGACAUUUUUCUUCAUAUCAAAGUUAUUCAUCAUUACAUCGAUCACGUCUUCAAGGAAAAAAUGGUUCAACAAAAAAUGAUCAUCAUCGUCGUUUUGAUACAUUUUAUGAACAACAAGAAUUAAAAUCCUUACAUACAAUAUCACCACAAUUAUAA
Molecule: messenger RNA, 1860 nt
Organism: Rotaria sordida
Lineage: Eukaryota; Metazoa; Rotifera; Eurotatoria; Philodinida; Philodinidae
Source: the annotation of a GenBank genome assembly